Messenger RNA from Erythranthe guttata (spotted monkey flower), 811 nucleotides. NCBI's taxonomy places the organism in Eukaryota, Viridiplantae, Streptophyta, Magnoliopsida, Lamiales, Phrymaceae. The record is from RefSeq and is a predicted model, not a curated record.
UUGGGCUCUCCUUUCUCAUUGGAGGAAUUGGUCUUACAGUUUUCAGUUAGCAAAUUAUAUAUAUACACACCUUAUUCUCAUCAAAACUAUAUAUAAAGUCACGUGCGCAAUAUUUGAGAAUUGAGGGGAUAUAUUUUCUCUCUCUAGAAGUGAGAUUUCAUGGUGAGAUCUUCGAGGCCGAAGAAGAACAGUGACGUCGUUGCUGACAUCACCGUCAAGAACAACAACAAUAACAAUAACAAGAACACUGCCAAAGCUAAACGAACACGAAAAAGCUCCCCCCGACAGUCUCCGCAACAACGUAGCUCGAUUCACCGGGGCGUUACUCGGCACCGAUGGACGGGGAGGUAUGAAGCUCAUUUGUGGGAUAAAAACUGCUGGAAUGAAUCUCAGAACAAGAAAGGAAGACAAGUAUAUUUAGGGGCCUACGAUGACGAAGCAGCAGCUGCACAUGCGUAUGACUUGGCUGCAUUGAAGUAUUGGGGACAAGAUACCAUCCUUAAUUUUCCUCUCUCAACCUAUCAAAAAGAGCUUAUGGAAAUGGAGGGCCAAUCUAAGGAAGAGUACAUUGGUUCAUUAAGAAGAAAAAGCAGUGGAUUUUCUCGAGGAGUGUCGAAAUAUAGAGGCGUGGCAAGGUACGUACUAAUAAACAACAUAUAUAAUACUAAGGUCUCGUUCGGUUACAUAUAUCGGAAUUGUUUGGAUUAGAUGGGAUUGGAUUAUUUUUUUACUGACUAAUUAAUUAUUUAGUUAGUAAGACGUUCGAUUCAUUGAUUCGAUUUUGUAUUCAACCUGUUAAUUAACAAGUAGU